This is a messenger RNA of Podarcis lilfordi (Lilford's wall lizard), 4366 nucleotides long. NCBI's taxonomy places the organism in Eukaryota, Metazoa, Chordata, Lepidosauria, Squamata, Lacertidae. The record is from the annotation of a GenBank genome assembly.
GCUCCCUACAAGCUAGCAUCAUUUUUAAUAGGCCUGCUGCUGCCUUAUCAGCAUGGUUUGACUAAUAGUAUAAAUGGCUACAGCUGAAAAAAAUUACCAGAACGAGAAGAGAGAAAUAGACAUGGACCUUCCUGCUGCACAGACUCAACAUUUUUCAGCUGAAGAUGAAAUAGUUCAUUCUGCAAUCUCAAUUUCAUCUACUCCGUUGCAUGAUAAAACUGCAGCUGGUGACACAGUCUUGAGGUCUAUGAUUGAAGAAAAUGCUUUUCAGGCUUUGAAUGAUGGACCCUGGGCAAAAAGACCACGGCUUACUCUCUGUGAUGAUGGUUCUCUUGAAGACAAUGAUUUCCUAUCCCUCACUUUCCCAAAGAAACUCUGGAAAAUUGUUGAAAGUGAUCAGUUUAAGUCACUGUGGUGGGAUGACGAUGGGAAUUGUGUAGUGAUAGAUGAAGAACUUUUUAAAAAGGAGGUUCUAGAGAGGAAAGGACCACUGCGCAUUUUUGAAACUGACUGUAUGAAAAGCUUCAUUCGUCAGCUCAAUCUCUAUGGCUUUAGCAAGAUGAGACAGAAUUUUCAAAGGUCUGCCUCCCUUGUCGAAUUUUUAGCAGAAGAAAAAGCUGCUUAUGCAUUUAGCAAGGUAAGACCAUGGUGUGGUUUUCAAAAGGUAGACAUUGCUCAAAGUUCACAGGUUGUUUGUGUUUAAUACUGUGCAAGAUCAGUCAUUCUCCAGAAAAGGGAAAAAAGCAACACAGUAUGGAAACAGGUACUUAAGAGAAUGAGGAAAAAUAGUGGAUAUUGAGCUACUUCAAGGCCAGGACACAAUUGAGUGGACACAACUGAGACAAUGUAUAUAGUGUUAGUAAUUAGGUUAAUCCAGAAAGUCGCUAAUGUUUCCCCAUUCCCCAAAUACAACACAAUAAUGCCUACUUCAAAGCUUUUACCUCCUUUUCUUUUUAAGCUGGUAAACAUAUUUGAAAAGGAGGGGUUAAUUUAAUUGUCAUGUGAAUUAGAUAAAUUCAUUCAGCAUGGGACUGACAAAUCCACUGAAACCUAAGAUAAUAGCUAAAAAGCAUCCUCACUAUAUGCCACUCACAAUGAAUACAGUUCAUUCUGUAUCUGCUCUUAAUUCUCACAAGCUCUCUUCAAGGCAUCUUGAGUGAUGCUCUGCCAGGCCGCUCAUGAUUCAUUAUGGCAGCUUCUCAAAAGCUGACCAACUUUUGCUGUGACAAGAGGCUUUUCUGGAUAAGUUGGGAAAGUGUACUUCAUAUUGUACUUUGCAAUUAGGGACUGCAACUUGCACAGAAAAAAAAUGGCUGGCUGGCUAUUAUACAUUGCAGUUAGUGUAAGAGCACAACUCUAGUUGGUUAGAGCAUGGUGCUGAUAAUGAAAAGGUCACAGGUUUGAUCAUCGAACAGGCCACCUGCUUAUUCUUGCAUUGCAUCUAUAAUUCUAUGAUGCCUUUGCAAUCCUUAAUGUUAUAUUUCUUUAAGAAAGCUUACUUCCCUGAAUCUUUGCACUACCUAAUUUAAAGAUUACUAGGUCUUUAUUUUCAUUUUUGAAGUCAAAUUUGGAUGUAGCCAGUACCCCUGUAGAUGUGAACACUGAGGCACAUUAAAUAUAAACAGAAUGAAAGCUAGUUCUGUAAAGGAUCUUGUGAUGGGAAAGCAUGUUCAAAAUCUCAAAAUACAUGUAGGAGGUGGCCUCAUAGAAUUCCAUGAAGAGAUGAAUGUUGAUUACUAAAUCAACUAAGCAAAAUAAUUGAAAGGCCUUGAUAAAGGGGGAAGGAAACUAUGUGGUACAGUAUCCGGAAGGAAGAGCUAUUCACGCAAAUGGAAAUUGCUCAGGAAUGUCAUCAUAAGGUUAGUGCCUGUUUAGUGUGAAUACUAAAUAUAGCAGCAAAACACAUUCUGUGUGAGCUUAAUGCUGUGCACAGACUGCACAAAACAGCAGAUUAUUUAGAUUGGAUAAAUGGAAGUUAUAUCAAUGCAUUUCAGAUCUACAUUCUGUCUCUUAAAAGUUAAAUACUCCUAAACCAUCUAUUACAGCAUGAAAUAUUUACAACAGAAUCCUAUGGGUGUCUGUUGAGACUUACCCCCCAUUAAAUGUGCAUAGGAUGCAGUUUGUGUACAUAUCUCUCACUGAAACCAAUGGGAUAUAGAAGCAUUUAAAUUUUCCUGGACUAUGCCCAUUGAGUUAAAGAAGGGGGAAUAAUAAUAAAUAUAAAUAUGGCAUUUAUUCAAAUUGACAACCACGCAUCCUGAACCUUUUAUGACUGGAGAAAGACUUUUUACCAGUAACUGCCAGUCCUUGUUUCAGGAAUGUUCUAGGCACUUCAUCUUCAGAUAAAUUAUGAAGCUAAAGGUGUCCCUAUAUGGGCAAACAAAAACCAUCUAGUUUUGCAACUGUUUCCCCAAACAGAUAAAAAAUUCUUAGUGCAGAAGGCAUGUGGGAUACGUGACUAGGGGUUUUCUAUUAUGCUUCUGUUUAGUAUAAAUACUUCAGUUUAGUUGCAAACAAACAAAAUGGUUUAUUUGCUACAGCAACCAACUAAUAUGUGCACUUGUUCAAGAAUUCUAUGAAGCGGUGGCUGGUGCUCGUUGGAAUGUGGUAGGGUGGGAAGCAGGGAGACCAACGGUAAGUGGUCAGAGCCACCUAUUCCUAGUUUUGUUCCCAUCUUCCUCCCUGCUGAGUUCUGCAAGGACAACACUGACACUAAGAAGGAGAAAACUGACAGGCAGUGCUACUCCCUGGGCUGGUGGGGGAGGACAGAGGACAGAGUAGAAUUAGUAGGGCCAUGCCUAUUACCCCUAAUGGGGAAACAGGCCACAGAUUCCCUAUGACAUUAAUCCCUAGCAUCCUACUAGGGAGGGGGCAGGACGUUAAUCUGAAAAACCUAUAAAAAAAUUUAUAAAUUGCCCAGUAGCACUCUAGAGACCAACUAUGUUUUUCUGGGUAUAAGCUUUUGUGUGCAUGCAAACUUAGUUGGUCUCUAAGGUGCUACUGGACAUUUUUUAAUAUAUAUUUCGACUGCGUCAGACUAACACGGCUACCUACCUGAAUCUGAAAAACCUAUAUUCUGGAUUUUAAGUCUAGAUUCUUCAGAACAAUACAUCCACUCCCUUUGUAGUUUCUGAGCUCAUUGUACAUUUAACAAGAUCUGUACUCGAGUUUUGAAAAUAUAUCACUUAGCUACUGUUUCCUUUUAUUAAGCCUCCCAAAGGCAUUAUGCUGACAACAUGUGCGCCACCAAAUUCUUUCCUCCCGGUUUGUAGCAAACUCUAUGCCAGUUUCCACCAACUCAGUUUAUAAUUAUAAGAUUACAGAACUGAAUCAAUAGAGAUGUAGGAUGUAGAAUCCCACAUUUCAGAGCCAUUGUGUGAAAAUUGAAACAUACGCAAUGGAGACUGUCAUUUUGCAUUGCUUCGCUGUUGCAUUUCUCUUUGAAGCCUUAUGUUAACUCCAUCUCUUCCUCUGUUUUUAUUCUAGUUACAGUUCUACCACAACCCAAAUUUUAAGAGAGGCUGUCCUCACCUUCUUGCAAGGUGCAAGAGAAGAGUUGGGAUCAAAAACACACCACCUAUUGCUUUCUCCUUAGAUGAGGACUUCAGUGAAAGCUGCUUGAAGAGCAGGUCAAGAAGCCCAGAAGGUCAAACUACUCUGGGACCUGCUACUAGGGAAAGUAACUUCCUUGCAGCUUCCCCAAAGGACAAAAUGCACAAAGCUGGACUCCGAAAACCUACUAUGCCAAAGGGCCUUGCUGGAGCAGCAGCCCGGCUGAGAAGUGGAUACGCUGCUUCCCCUCCAACCCCUUUGAGGUCCUCUGACCAGGCAGCCCCGGAGGACAAUGACAACAAAGUGAACCAGCUAGCUCCUUUCCAUUUGCCCCAGCACACCAAUCAUGCUCGAGUCAACACACAUGAGAUAGACUCGACCACCACGACAUCUGCUACCUCUUUGUAUCAUGUCAUACCUCCUGUACCCAACAGCCCCUUUGCACCGGUGAUGGGGUUGCCAGCCUUCCCAACCAUGUACCCAGACUUAUCAGCCAUGCAGGCUCAUUGGGCCAGUUUACUCCCGUUCUGUAACCCAUGGUUUUCCAUGCCCAUGAUAGCAGCGGCUUCUGCCAUUUCCAUGUCAAGAUCUUCCCAUCAUCAUCGAACUCCUUCAUACCACCAUUGCCCUAAUUGCAACUGUGCUUCAAAUGCUACUUCUGCUUCCAAAGGAGUUGGACCCAAAGCGGCAGACUACAGUGGUUACCAUCGAUGAAACAGAGGGCAGACUGGAAAACCCCCACCCCUUUUUAAAAUAGAGAAAAUCAGAAUGACGUGGACUGAAGAAUAAAACCUCUUUCUUUCCUUUCCUCCUG